UUCCUGCUGUUGAUGUCUGUGUGUGAUCUGCAGGCUGUUUUUCAGCGGUGUCACCAGCAGGUGGCGCCCUCCUCCCUGUCUUCAGUGCAGCGAGGUCCAGCUGUUGUGAAACAGCUGCACACGUCAGGUUUCUUCGACAGUAAACACAUUCCUGGCUGCAGCUCGGGAGGUUUUUCCUGUGCUGUGGGUUUACGAUCGGACGCUUUUCUCUCAGCGAGUGAAGACGCAGAGAAGACACACACUGAGGACACACGGUGAGGACUCAUGUGAGGACACAGCGCUCAGCAACAUGAUCUCCUCCUCCUCCUCCUCGUUCUUCUCCUUCUUCUUCACUGCUUUAAUCCUGGAAUCGUCUUCACAGGAAGCAGCAGAUGUCCCCCAGAGACAGCCCCACCUCACCGGCUGCGUCUCCACCAACAUGGAGACGUUUCGCUGUACGUGGAACGUCGGUUCUUUCCGAAACUUGUCCGAGCCUGGAAGACUGCGCUUGUUCUUCUACAACAAAAAACCUCCGCUCACGUCCCCUAAAGAGUGGAGCGAGUGUCCCCACUACAGCGCCGAGCGGCCGAACGAGUGCUUCUUCAACGAGAACCACACGUCCAUCUGGACGUUGUACAGCGUCCAGCUCCGCUCCGGAGACGGCAACGUCCUCUACGACGAGACGUUCUUCUUCGUCCAAGACAUCGUGCAACCGGAACCACCGGUGGACCUGCAGUGGACGCUGCUGAACGCGAGCGUGACCGGAACGUUCUAUGACAUCAUGCUGAGCUGGGAGCCGCCGGAGUCGGCAGACGUGGGGACGGGAUGGAUGACGCUGCAGUACGAGGUCCAAUACCGCGACCUCAACUCUGACCAAUGGACGGCACUGGACCUUGUGAAGAGCACACAGAGAUCUCUGUUUGGUUUCCAAACCAACAUCAAGUACGAGGUGCGUGUCCGGUGUCGGAUGCUCAGCGCAGAACACUUUGGAGAAUUCAGCAGCUCUGUGUUCGUCCACGUCCCGUCCAAAGGGUCAAGUUUCCCAGUUUUGGGUUUGCUCAUCUUUGGGGCCUUGUGUUUUGUUGCCAUCCUGAUGUUAGUUGUGAUUGCACAGCAGGAAAAGUUGAUGUUACUUCUCUUGCCUCCUGUUCCUGGACCUAAGAUUAGAGGGAUUGAUCCUGAGCUCCUGAAGAAGGGAAAGCUGAGGGAGCUGACGUCCAUCUUGGGUGCCCCUCCCAACCUGAGGCCGGAGCUGUACAACAGUGACCCCUGGGUGGAGUUCAUCGAUCUGGACAUUGAGGAGCAGAGUGACCGACUCACCGAACUGGACACGGACUGCCUCGUGGACCGCUCCCCGUCCACCAACUGCUCGCCGCUCUCCCUCGGCUUCAGAGACGACGACUCGGGGCGAGCCAGCUGCUGCGACCCGGACCUCCACGUCGACUCGGAAGUGUCACCGUUUCACCCUCUCAUUCUGAACCAAACCCUCAGCAGGGACCCGUCGUGCCCGGAGGCAUCUGAGCCACACUUCCCAGUCCAGAACCCUGCUGCUCAAGCUCCGGGCAGGGAGGCUUUGUACACCCAGGUGAGCGAGGUACGGUCAUCUGGCAAGGUUCUGCUCUCACCUGAGGACCAGUCCGAGGUGCAGAAACCGACCAGCAAAGACUCUGAGGCAGAGAAGCUGAAGGAAAAGAGAGAUUUACAGCAGCUGCUGGUGGAGAAUACAGACCACAGAGGUUACACAUCAGAGCUCAACGUGGUGAAAAUGUGCCCACGGUUAUCCACGGACAACCCGAGCAGACCCUGCCAGACUUCACCGUCGCCUCACAACGACUCAUAUUCCACCAUCACGUCCGUCUCUGCUCCCGUCUACACGGUCGUGGAGGGCGUCGACCGAGAGAACAGCCUCGUGCUGACGCCAAACUCGACCCCUGCCGUGCAUCUGAUAAUCCCAAAGGACGUGCCCACACCAGGCGGAUAUCUGACCCCUGACCUUAUAGGAAGCGUCACACCGUAGGUCAAGUCCACCCCCCACGGGCCCUCCCUCUGUGACGGGGCUGUGGAAAAAAAGAAUGUGUUUUACUGCAGUUGUUGAAAGGAAACAAAAGGGAAAUGAGAUGAGAACAGAACAAUGACAUCAUUAAUUUCUGGCCAUAAUAAUCCCCCAACAACCCAGAAACCUCAACCGACCAGGGUCUGAUCGGACCAGAGUGAUGUGAUCACAUGCAAACAUCGUUAAAGCACAGCUAUGCAGGAUUAACAGCUUCACAGUCAUAGUGAUGGUUCACUGUCUUGUUGCGAGGACUCUGCCCCCUACUGUCUAUCAGCAGAAGAGCAGUCUUGCAAGAUCAGGGCGCUGACCUGGAGUCCUCAGAAUCCGGAGAAACCCACUAGCCACGUACUGUUUAUAAGAUCAAAGCAGUGAUAGCGGGAAAAAACUGUUGUUGGAGGAAGAGGAAACGACUGUCUGACAGAGCGAGGGAGGGGCCACAUGCCAGUUUUUUAAGAAUGGCAAGAACAUAGAAGCGUGAAAGCGGAUGCAGACUGGCAUGGACGUAUAUGGCUCCACGGGUUGUGUUUGCCAGCCAUUGAGUUUGGAUGGUGUCGUACAUAUGAAAACUACAGAUGAACCAGUGAGUCCUGAGUGGGUUCUUGAGUUGAUCACAAAAACCACACAUGGAGGUGGUUUGAGGACACGUGUGAACUUGUCAUCUGUCCUCAGGGUGCAUUUAGAGGCCGCCUCCUCGCCUGACGUCCUCUGAUUUGUUGCAGUUUCACAGUAUUUUGACACUAAUCACCACCCGUACUGUUUUCUUAUGUGUAGCAGCCGCCGCCGCCACAGUGUUAACGACGAUUAACAUGCAAUUUAUUUGUUUUCUAAUGGUUUAAAUCCUAAUUGAUGUUACAGCAGAUCGAGCAGAGCUUUGUCCAACACUGCUCUUCAGAGUAAGUCCAAGUCAGACUAAGUAUUGUACUAGACAAUUAGCACUGCUGACAUACUGUAAGUGCUAAUGCUAGUGCUGCUAACGGCAUAUUAACUACUACUCUAGACCAAACGUCAGGACAACAUGACUCAGCAUUUUCAUACUCUGGUGAUAUGAAAGGGUCAUUUUUGUUGACGUAUUUAGCAGACGGGACAAAAUCUGCUAUUCAUCACUUUUGCUAUAUCUGAAUGUUUUCCACACAGUUGACCGUUUUAAUCAAACCAUUUUCAACAGAGACAAACGGGAAGUAGGCUUGUCAAGCGGAAAAGUGCAUUUCUGCCAUGUGUUAUCAGGAAGUCGAUGAUCAUUGACCUGAAUUCUGUCAGUGUUUUAUUGCCCAGCUCUAAAUGGAACUAAAGCCGGCUGACUAAAGAUCAGAGGAGUCACUCGUAAAAGUUUCCUUUCAUUUUUCUGUCAUGUUUUCAUUCGUCCUGAACGUUCGACGACAAACGGAAAUGUCUUUUGACUAAUACGUUAGCCAUUGCUUAGUUAAUAAUCGGUCUUUAGCAAAAUAAAACAUCAGCUGUUUGUGUUGUUGUAAAUAUGGAAAAGGGAAAUGUGUAUAUAGAGCUUAUUGUCAAAUACAAGCGAUUCUUCAGCCAGAUUUGUUUUUUUUACGCAUGAACUGAUCAGAUUUUGUUUUCCAUUCUAGCUCAGGGUGUUUUAUAACAGUCAGGGUUCAUCCGUGUUGAAUUUGACAUUUAUUACGUUUGACUGCUAAAAUAAAUAACUUUGACUUUU
Solea senegalensis (Senegalese sole) is the source of this 3704-nucleotide messenger RNA. RefSeq names its product growth hormone receptor-like. Gene Ontology annotation, biological process: growth hormone receptor signaling pathway; positive regulation of receptor signaling pathway via JAK-STAT; cytokine-mediated signaling pathway. The transcript is spliced from 9 exons. The coding region runs from base 290 to 1996 and encodes 568 amino acids. Gene Ontology annotation, molecular function: cytokine binding; peptide hormone binding; growth hormone receptor activity. Gene Ontology annotation, cellular component: cytosol; growth hormone receptor complex; external side of plasma membrane. NCBI's taxonomy places the organism in Eukaryota, Metazoa, Chordata, Actinopteri, Pleuronectiformes, Soleidae. The record is from RefSeq and is a predicted model, not a curated record.